CCCGACGGGACGGUGGCUAACUUGACGGUGGCGGUGGUACUGCCGGAGCGUAACGUGAGCUACGCGUGGGCUUGGCCGCGCGUGGGGCCGGCGCUGAGCCUGGCGCUGGAAGCGCUGGAGCGGGGCGAACCGCCGCUCUUGCCGCGGCCCUUCUCGGUGCGCGUCGAGUUUAUGAGCUCGGAGCUGGAGGGCGCUUGCUCCGAGUACGUGGCACCGCUCAACGCCGUGGACCUCAAGCUCUACCACGCCCCCGACGUCCUCUUCGGGCCGGGAUGCGUCUACCCCGCCGCUUCCGUGGGGCGCGUCGCCUCGCACUGGCGCCUGCCGCUCAUCACCGGCGCGGCGGUGGCGGCCGGUUUCAGCCGCAAACGGGAGCAUUACAGCACGACGGUGCGUACCGGGCCCUCGGCCCCCAAACUGGGUGCCUUCGUCUCCCACCUCCACGCCCACUUCAACUGGAGCGCCCGCGCCGUCCUCCUCUACGUGGACCGCAAGACCGACGACCGACCCUACUACUUCACCGUCGAGGGUGUCUACCAGGAGCUGCAGGACGGCAGCAACCUCACCGUCCGGCACCACAUCUACUCCCCCGACGAGGUGGUGUAUCUCUGCGGACCGCCGGAGAUGCUGCGGCAGAUCAUGCAGCUGGCGCAGCGGGAGAACCUCACCAAUGGCGACUAUGUCUUCUUCUACCUGGAUGUCUUUGGGGAGAGCCUGCGGGGUGACUCUUCCCGCGACCCCUUCAAGCCCUGGCAGCAGAGCCUGGGGCAGGACUCGGGGCUGCGCAAAGCUUUCCAGAUGGUGCUGGUGAUCACCUACUACGAGCCCCAGAACCCCGAGUACCAGCACUUCCAAACCCAGCUUAUCCUGCGAGCUAAGCAGAAAUUCGGGGUGCAGCUCAACUACUCCUUGAUGAACCUGGUGGCGGGGUGUUUCUAUGAUGGGAUGCUGCUGUACGCCAUGGUGCUGAACGAGACCCUGCAGGAGGGUGGCUCCAAGAAAAACGCCACCCACAUCAUCGAGAAGAUGCGUGACCGCAAGUUCCAGGGGGUGACGGGGCUGGUGAGCAUGGACAGCAACAAUGACCGGGACACCGACUUCAACCUAUGGGCCAUGGGUGACCCCGAGAGCGGGCAGUACGAGGUGGUGGGACACUACUCAGGCGUGGAGAAGCAGAUCCACUGGCUGGGACGACCCAUCCCCUGGGUGAAGGGGGCCCCCCCCUUGGACAACCCACCCUGUGUCUUUGACGUGGAUGACCCUUCCUGCGAUAAAACCCCCCUCUCCAUGCUGGCCAUCGUGGCUUUGGGCACCGGCCUCACCUUCGUCAUGUUUGGCAUCUCCAGCUUCCUCAUCUUCAGGAAGCUGAUGCUGGAGAAGGAGCUUGCCAGCAUGCUCUGGAGGAUCCGUUGGGACGAGCUGCAGUUUGGGAGCCCUGAGCGGUAUCACAAGGCAGCGGGCAGCCGGCUCACGCUGUCCCUGCGUGGCUCCAGCUACGGCUCCCUGAUGACCACCCAUGGCAAGUACCAGAUCUUCGCCAACACCGGCCACUUCAAGGGCAAUGUGGUGGCCAUCAAGCACAUCAACAAGAAGCGCAUCGAGCUGACGCGGCAGGUGCUCUUUGAGCUGAAACACAUGCGGGACAUCCAGUUCAACCACCUGACCCGCUUCAUUGGGGCGUGCAUUGACCCCCCCAACAUUUGCAUUGUCACUGAGUACUGCCCGCGGGGCAGCCUGCAGGAUGUCCUGGAGAACGAGAGCAUCAACCUGGACUGGAUGUUUCGCUACUCCCUCAUCAACGACAUUGUCAAGGGAAUGGCCUUUCUGCACAACAGCAUCAUCGGCCACCACGGCAGCCUCAAGUCAUCCAACUGCGUGGGGGACAGCCGCUUCGUGCUGAAGAUCACAGACUAUGGGCUGGCCAGCUUCCGCUCACCCUGUGAUGGCGAGGACACGCAUGCCCUUUAUGCCAAGAAGCUGUGGACAGCCCCGGAGCUGCUGCAGAAGGGGCGCCUGCCCACCCCAGGCAUGCAGAAAGCUGAUGUUUACAGCUUCGGCAUCAUCGUGCAGGAGGUCGCCCUGCGCAAUGGCCCCUUCUAUAUCGAGGGCAUGGACCUGAGCCCCAAAGAGAUUGUGCAGAAGGUGCGUAACAGCCAGAAGCCCUUCUUCCGCCCCUCCAUCGACAUCGGGGUGCACAGUGAGGAGCUGGCAGUGCUGAUGGAGCGCUGCUGGGCGCAGGAGCCAGCUGAGCGCCCCGACUUCAGCCAGAUCAAGAUCUUCAUCCGUAGAUUCAACAAGGAGGGCAGCACCAGCAUCCUGGACAACCUGCUGUCACGCAUGGAGCAGUACGCCAACAACCUGGAGAAGCUGGUGGAGGAGCGGACGCAGGCCUACCUGGAGGAGAAGCGCAAGGCGGAGAACCUCCUCUACCAGAUUCUGCCUCACUCUGUAGCGGAGCAGCUGAAGCGCGGGGAGACGGUGCGGGCCGAGGCUUUCGACAGCGUCACCAUCUACUUCAGCGACAUCGUGGGCUUCACCGCCCUCUCGGCGGAGAGCACCCCCAUGCAGGUCGUGACGCUGCUGAACGAUCUCUACACUUGCUUCGAUGCCAUCAUCGACAACUUUGACGUGUACAAGGUGGAGACCAUUGGGGAUGCCUACAUGGUGGUGUCGGGGCUGCCGGUGCGCAACGGGAAGCUGCACGCCCGCGAGAUUGUCCGCAUGGCCCUGGCCCUGCUCGAGGCAGUCAAAACCUUCAGGAUCCGGCACCGGCCCAACGACCAGCUCCGCCUGCGCAUCGGCAUACACACUGGUCCUGUGUGCGCUGGAGUUGUGGGUCUGAAGAUGCCACGGUACUGCCUCUUCGGGGACACGGUGAACACCGCAUCCCGCAUGGAGUCCAAUGGCCAGGCCCUGAAGAUCCACGUCUCGUCCACCACCAAGGAAGUCCUGGAUGAGUUUGGCUGCUUUGAGCUGGAGCUGCGCGGGGACGUGGAGAUGAAGGGCAAGGGGAAGAUGCGGACGUACUGGCUGCUGGGCGAGAGGAAAGACCCCAAAGUCAUCUGA
This is a messenger RNA of Haliaeetus leucocephalus (bald eagle), 3066 nucleotides long. RefSeq names its product natriuretic peptide receptor 2 (gene NPR2). The transcript has 23 exons. Gene Ontology annotation, cellular component: membrane. Gene Ontology annotation, biological process: protein phosphorylation; receptor guanylyl cyclase signaling pathway; cGMP biosynthetic process. The annotation marks the transcript as partial. The record is from RefSeq and is a predicted model, not a curated record. Gene Ontology annotation, molecular function: protein kinase activity; peptide hormone binding; natriuretic peptide receptor activity. NCBI's taxonomy places the organism in Eukaryota, Metazoa, Chordata, Aves, Accipitriformes, Accipitridae.